Molecule: messenger RNA, 1174 nt
Organism: Acipenser ruthenus (sterlet)
Lineage: Eukaryota; Metazoa; Chordata; Actinopteri; Acipenseriformes; Acipenseridae
Exons: 18
Coding region: 47-826 (259 amino acids)
Source: RefSeq, a predicted model, not a curated record
ACCUGGACUGAGCACAAGCACCAACAGCAAGACUGAGAAGAACACCAUGAAGACCUUCCUACUCCUAACCUCCCUCCUGGCAGUGGUGCUGGUGAGCCAGGCUGCAGAAGGAGAUGACAAUCAGCAUGCGUCUUUGGAUCUGAGCGACACCAAUGAGAAGAGAGAGAUGGAUGAGAGUGAUUUCCUGGAGGAAGAGGGUGAACUGGACGGACUGGUGGACGAUCUAGAACAGAAGCGUGAAAUGGGCUUUGCGGAUGACGCUGAUGAAAGCCAGGGGGAGAAGAGAGAGUUGGAAGGAGACGACAAUCAGCAUGCAUCUCUGGAUGUGAGCGACACCAAUGAGAAGAGAGAGAUGGAAGCUAAAGACAUUAAGGAUGAAUCAGUGGAUUGGACCAACGAGAACUACCAAGCCCAGAAGAGAGAGAUUGAUGAGAGUGAUUUCCUGGGGGAAUCGGGUGAACUGGACGGACUGGUGGACGAUCUAGAACAGAAGCGUGAAAUGGGCUUUGCGGAUGACGCUGAUGAAAGCCAGGGGGAGAAGAGAGAGUUGGCAGGGAGUGAGAAUAAAGGCCUACAAGGAAAGCGCUGGCUUGGAUGCAGACAUGAUUCCAGAACCCUCACCUGCUACCAUAGUCAUUCUUGCCAUCAUUAUCGUUACCGCCACUGCACCCGCCACCCUAGUCCUCGUUGCUCAAAACAUGUGCAUUUGCGCUGUUUAAUAGUUAAAAGGCACUGCGUGAGGCUCAGGAGAUGCCAUUAUCACCACUAUUACAACCACAAAUCCUGCCUCAGUUGCACUGUCCAUCGAUGGUGGAAGAAUAUGUAAGAAGGCCCUGAGAUCACUAGGCAGUGACCCCCUCAAUGCUUUACACGCAUCAAUGCAACCUCCUGCAGUGACAACAUUUUAAAUGCUCAGUUAAUGUACAGAGUAACUCCUAUCUACAGUACUUAAUUUAUUACAGAACAAUCAAACGCAUUACAAUAAUUCAGGACUAUGCAAUUGUAAACAGUACAAACACGUUAUACCCAUCACUCACUCUUAGGAGUUUUGUUUUAAAUCUUGUAAAAACAAAUCUUUCUUUCUUUGUGUUAAAGUGCUGCCUGUUGCAGGAUGCCAAUGUUUUCCAAAGCUUCUGCUCAAAAUGCAAAAAUAAAGACUUAUGCAAGCAUCAGA